Brenthis ino (lesser marbled fritillary) is the source of this 1740-nucleotide messenger RNA. Lineage: Eukaryota; Metazoa; Arthropoda; Insecta; Lepidoptera; Nymphalidae. The record is from the annotation of a GenBank genome assembly.
AUGGAUUCUGGACUUACUUAUUUAUAUAUAAAACAAAGAAAAGAUUUUGGCAAACAACCAAGAUUUUGUGAGGUUCCAGUGGCAAUGUUAGAUUCAAUUAAUCCUGAAGAAAAGGAACAAAAUUUGUUUUGCCUACGUAAUCCAGUACACCAAGGUAUGCAGACAUCUGGUACAUUAUCUGAACAUUAUGUAAAUACUAAAAGAAUUAUUCUACAUGACCAGGGAAUUAACCAUGCUGAAGGUGGUUGGCCAAAAGAUAUUAAUUCCACUGACGAAGAAGCAACGACUCGCCAUCGAAGACGUUUUGAACGUGACGAGUCUUACGUUCAAGCAAUUUUAAAUUCAUAUAAAAAAAUUAAUCAUUUAAUCAAACAAAAUAAUGCUAUAGAAAUGUAUAACAUGUAUUUCAAAGAAAUGAAAUCCGAAAAGCCAGUUGAAAAAUGUCUAAUGCGCAAAACUAAUGUAUUUAGCGACAUUGAGAAACGUCCCGUUGCUUCUAUUAGCUGGACACAUGAAGACAAUUCGAAAUUGGUUGUUGCGUAUUGUAAUAAAAACUACUCUGUGACUGGAAAAGUCGAUAAAUCAUUAUCAUGCUCAAUUUGGGAUAUAGAAAAUCCAAACGAUAUUUUUGCUGAUAUUUUACCUCCUUCAGCUUGUUGGCAAAUAGUUUGUUCUUCUGCGAAUCCUAAUAUUAUAAUUGGUGGAUUGGCAGAUGGUAGAGUUUGCAUAUUUGAUAUACGUACUCGAAAAGAACCAAUUGCAUUAAGUCCAACUCAUUUGGCACAUCGAGACCCUGUAAGCGCCCUAUUAUUUAUUUCAUCUCGGAUUAAUGCUGAAAUUUGCAGCGGAUCUAGUGAUGGCAAAUGCAUGUGGUGGGAUAUACGAAGCUUAUCUGAACCAAUUGAUUCCCUUAUUAUGUCUAUUCGAAUCCCUCCGGGAGAACAUGUCAGUAUGGCUAAUGCUGAAGCAGUAAGCGCAUUACAAUUUGAUAAAGCAUUUCCUACACGAUUAUUAUGCGGUACUGAUACUGGAUUUAUAAUAAAUAUCAAUCGUAAAGGCAAAACUCAUCAAGAAAUAAUGAGUGGUAUUUUUCAAGCCCACAGGGGUCCAGUUAAAACAGUUCAACGUAACCCGUCUUUAUCUAAAAUGUUUAUUACAUGUGGUGAUUGGACCGUAAACAUAUGGAGCGAUGACAUACAUUCUAAUCCUGUUAUGUAUGGUACGUCUCAUAGAAAACAGGUUUCAGAUGUUGCAUGGUGUCCUCUAAGAAUUUCAAGUUAUAUGUCGGUUUGUGAUGACGGAAAAUUUCGAUAUUGGGACUUAUUACGCAAAUAUCAUGAGCCUGUGGCUACAUUACCUGUUUCUAAAAAUCGGCUCUUAAAAGUUAAGCCAAGUGAAGAUAAACCGCUUGUUGCAAUAGGAGAUAUAGAAGGAUCUAUACAUCUAAUAUCGUUAUCUGAAAAUAUGGUAUUUGCUGCAGAUCGAGAUAAAACACUCAUGUCGCAAUCGUUUGAUCGUGAAUCUCGAAGGGAACAUAUUCUUGAAAGUCGAUUCAAAGAAAUACAAUUUAAGCUCAAAGCAGAUAUAGGAGUACAGCGCGGCUCUACUACUGAAAUAAUUGAUGAAGAGGCUUCAGUAAGAAUAGCCGAGGAAAAUUAUAGGCGCAUGGUUGUAGAAGAAAUUCGUAAUACUGGAGCAACACAAUAUCCACGUGGAAGAACAGGCAAGAUGCGUAAACGA